AUGAUCAUCAUCAUCCUAACUCUUACUUACAUCCUGGCGGGACUUUGCUGCAGGUCCUCUACGACUCUCCACGUAACCGUGCAGGACAUUGAACCCGCACUAGACAAGCUGUCGCAACCUUCACGUCUUCCUUACUCGGUCCAAUCUCCGAUUGCCCAUCCGCGCGCCCUUCCUCUUUGGACCGCCUGCAUCACUGUGUUGGCAGGCAAUCCUGCAUUGCACUUCCGAUCCUCGUCGACGCCGCCGGUUGUCCUUUCUCCCUCAGCCUUCCCUCGCUCCCUGGCGAAUAAUCACGCCGGCCGAACGCACAGCUGA
Messenger RNA from Aspergillus melleus, 315 nucleotides. RefSeq lists its product as uncharacterized. NCBI's taxonomy places the organism in Eukaryota, Fungi, Ascomycota, Eurotiomycetes, Eurotiales, Aspergillaceae. The transcript has a single exon. Bases 1 to 315 code for a protein of 104 amino acids. The record is from RefSeq and is a predicted model, not a curated record.